UGUAUAAAUACAGGCAUGAAUAAGGGUUUUACCAAAGGAGAGCAAGAAGAGACUCGAGUAUCACAGCCUGUUAUAUUUACGGAUUGCAAAAUGAGUGGACACGCAGAUAAGCAAAAGCCUUGCGUAAAGGAUGGUUCAAGCUCAGAGAGCUCUGGAGAUGAAGGUGGAAAGGGAAAGGGAAAAGGCAAAUGUCAUGGAAAGGGAAAAGGACAACAUGAACAACAAGGACAACAAGGACAACAUGGACAACAAGGACAACAUGGACAACAAGGACAACAAGGACAACAAGGAAAACCAAAACAACAGGAAAAAGGUCAUGGUCAAUGUCACGGAAUUGAACAGCAAAAAUGCAACAAAUGAGUUCAAGGCCCUGGUGAUGCUCAACUGCAUGUUGAAUCUAAUAAAUUGAAUUAAAGCAUCCUUAAACAAA
This is a messenger RNA of Xyrauchen texanus (razorback sucker), 430 nucleotides long. RefSeq lists its product as uncharacterized. The record is from RefSeq and is a predicted model, not a curated record. The transcript has 6 exons. The coding region runs from base 16 to 360 and encodes 114 amino acids. Lineage: Eukaryota; Metazoa; Chordata; Actinopteri; Cypriniformes; Catostomidae.